GUAUUAUUGUGUUGGGUAUUACGCAAUUAUAUUAUCUUACCAAUUAAGUUCUUUUUAAAUUUUAUUUGUCUAAUUUAAUUUUGGUAAACUUGGCUUAAUAAUAAUAUUUUUAAAUUAAAAAAAAAAACCAAUAUAAAAUUUAAUUUGAGAUAAAAUAUUAUUUUGUAUGACACGUAAGGCAAGGCGGUGAUUGGUCUUUCUUUUUGCGAAGAGUAUUUGGACAUCCCCCGCCCUCUCCUACCUAUAUAAAUUGGCCUAUUCCUAUUCCUAUUCCUCGUAAAAAAAGCAAAGUUAAGUAGUUCAGUGUGUUUAUUUCUUUGGUCUCCCAGCAGCAAAACGCAACUACUAGACUACUACCAUGACAAACUACUUCGACUUCUUUCCUCUGCCAUUGAAUAAUGCUGCUGUUCAUUCUGAUUGUGAGCGCGCUUGCGCUGCUGCACUCAAUACAGUCAACAAUACUCAAUCGCACCCUCCAAUUCCUAAUACUAAUGUUUUUCAAUUUACGGCAAAGAUCAUUGACAAUUCUGAUGAGGCAAAGUGUCAAAGGAGGAAGCAAGCAAAUAUAGAAUCAGCUAAACGGUCUAGAAAAAGAAAACAAGACUUGAUGAAAAACCUUGAGAAAGAGGUUGAAGUUCUUAAGAAUACAGCCUUAGAAUCAUCACAGGUUCACCGGGAGCUUAAAGAAAAGUGUGACAAAGCUCAUUUUGAGAAUAGAAUUGCAGUAAUUGAUUAUGUGACAAUACCUUUACUGGUCUAUAAGACUGAGCUACAACUUAUGAGAGUGACAGGGUGCCACCCGCUUAAUGACCCACUUUUUAUAUCUAUGGCUAACAAUGCAGGUCUGAAUUUGUCGGAUGUUAGAAAAAGCCUACUACGUGCACCUUCAUAUCCAAGCAAAGUUGGCAUGCAGCAGGGGCAAAAUCAAACUUUUCCAAAUACUGGUUUGCAUAGGGCUAUGCCUGGUUGAGACAAUAACCAAUAGAAUAAGUACUAGUUUAGAUUUAUUGAUGUUGAUUUGUACAACAUCUUUCUAAUUGUUAUUAUGAUUUAGUUAAAUCACUAUUGGUUGAUUUGGAUGUAAGUACUUAUAAAUGUAGGAUUUAGGUUUCAAUUUCUAGUUGAAAUGACUUGAAUGAUAUGUUAAAUUGCCUUUUCUUUUGAUGAAAUUUAUGGA
Quercus robur (English oak) is the source of this 1177-nucleotide messenger RNA. Its product is annotated as bZIP transcription factor RISBZ1-like. Gene Ontology annotation, biological process: regulation of DNA-templated transcription. Bases 359 to 970 code for a protein of 203 amino acids. The transcript has 5 exons. Lineage: Eukaryota; Viridiplantae; Streptophyta; Magnoliopsida; Fagales; Fagaceae. The record is from RefSeq and is a predicted model, not a curated record. Gene Ontology annotation, molecular function: DNA-binding transcription factor activity.